Molecule: messenger RNA, 1985 nt
Organism: Anguilla rostrata (American eel)
Lineage: Eukaryota; Metazoa; Chordata; Actinopteri; Anguilliformes; Anguillidae
Gene: ttc33
Product: tetratricopeptide repeat domain 33
Exons: 5
Coding region: 513-1313 (266 amino acids)
Molecular function (GO): protein binding
Source: RefSeq, a predicted model, not a curated record
UGUUGUCCGCUUUAGAAUUAGCAAAUGUCAGUAGGCAGUAUUUUGCAAAUCAAAUAUUUUAGUUCGUUGCGAACGGUGGGUACAGUGCACAAACUUACUGCAUACUGUCUGAUAUUUAAGUGCGUUAGCUACAUUAUUUCUAGCAGAAAUCCACCCUGACCGACGUGCAAUAAAAUAAGCAGAUGUGUGGUGUGAAGUGUUAUCAAUAUCUGGUUGAGUAAUGCAGUUGUCGACACUUCUUUAUGAUCUCCCGGGUAACAUUUGUCACAUUUAAACAGUUAAGCACAAAAUGCACUUUUUGAAUCCUUGUAGUUUAGUCUCAUUUUAACUGUAGUAAGAAGGAAAAAUAUUACUGAACUAAAUUUCUAGCUACAUUUUUACAUAAAAUAUGAACAGUUUCCCCACAUUGUUCCCUUGUCUGCAUUCUCCACUGAGUUUCAUUGCUGCCUGAAGCUUAUGGUGUGAAGAUCUCCAAGCUUGUUACAGAGGGUGACAGUCAGAAUAAAAUCAGGAUGGCGUCCUUUGGCUGGAAGCGGAAAGCCGGUGACAAGGUCUCCAAGGCAACGGUCCAGCUGUUUGAGGCAGAGGCAGAGGCGGAGGGGGCGGGCCGUGGGGAGGGCGAGGACGAGGUGGACUGGCUCCAUGCCAUCAAGCGGCGAAGGGAGGUGCUGCUGGACGACUGUGCGACUAAAAGCAAGAGACUGAAGGAUGAAGGGGCCCUGCUAGCUGAGCAAGGCAGGCAAUGGGAAGCAAUAAAGAGAUGGGAUGAAGCCAUACAGUUGACUCCAGAAGAUGCUGUUCUGUAUGAGAUGAAGGCACAGGUUCUGACUAGUCUGCAGGAGGUAUUCCAGGCGGUUCAAGCGGCUGAGAUGGCGGUGAAGUUCCGCCCACUCUGGUGGGAGGCCUGGCAGACCCUUGGGAGGGCUCAGCUCGGCCUGGGGGAGGUGGAUCUGGCUGUGAGGAGCUUCCAGGUGGCAAUUCACUUGUGUCCGACGGAGCGCCCCCUAUGGGAAGAAGACCUGUGCUGGGCUCAGAAGCUGCAGCGUCAGAGCAGAGCAGCGCGGGAGAAGGAAGAGGAGGAAGAGGAGGUGAAGCAGCAGCUGCUCCAUGCCCCUGAGCUUAUUCCGGACUAUGACUUUGAGAGCAGCGAGGUGGUGGCUGCCUGCGUGACCAUCGCAGAGAGACAGAAGCGCUACGACAGCCUCAGAAAGAGCACCGUGCUCGUGGAUUCUAGCGGCGCCCUGGUAACCGUGAGCAACGAGGACGAUGCAACGGUGCCCCAGGACCAGUUUGUCAAAGCGCGGUGCCUGUGACGCGAUUGGCUGACAUCAGUGGGAUUUAAUGGUCUUAGCUGUAGAUAUUUUUUGUUCGGUGAGGUUUUCCAGUGCUUCUUGUGGGAUGCUGUAUCCUGGCCUUUCUCAAGAGAAAAUGUUCGUGUUCUCAUAUCCGGCCAUGGCUUUUGUGUUCCUCUUGUGAUGUAUUCUGUGUUCUUUCAUUUGAAUAUGCAUGUUUUAUUGUCAAAGAAUACACGUCUGUUCCACUAUCAGAAAACAAUGUGCAUUUAAAACUUCGAUAUUUAUUACACAGAGAUAUUUUUUUCAGUGCUCCAAGCAUGAAACCUAGCUCUGUGUCUUGUUUGAACAGUCUUGGUAAAUGGGAUGAAGUACUCAAAACAUCUUGGGUGUGAAUGAUUCAGUUUAAACAAUCCAUUUGUGCUAAAGGAUAAAGUGUUAUGUUAGACAUGCCACUUCAAGGUUAAUGUUCAGGGUAUUAUGAAUAUCAUGGAUUUUUUCAGAUAAACAGUGUCAACAUUAUUUCAAAAUCAAUUUUUAUAUGUUUAAAAACUAAAAGCACAUGUUAUUGAAACCCAAAUGGUAAAUGUAUUACUGUCCUGGAACUGUGAGAUGACCUCCCUUUGAAUUCAGUGGACGUUUACCUUAUUGCGUUUAUUAUGACAUAAACUAUAAAAACGAAACAUAAAACUU